Phasianus colchicus (ring-necked pheasant) is the source of this 2721-nucleotide messenger RNA. RefSeq names its product aldehyde dehydrogenase family 3 member B1-like. Gene Ontology annotation, cellular component: cytoplasm. Gene Ontology annotation, biological process: aldehyde metabolic process. The record is from RefSeq and is a predicted model, not a curated record. Lineage: Eukaryota; Metazoa; Chordata; Aves; Galliformes; Phasianidae. Gene Ontology annotation, molecular function: aldehyde dehydrogenase (NAD+) activity; 3-chloroallyl aldehyde dehydrogenase activity.
GUGCCACCACGGGGGUGACAUUGAUGCCCAUCAGCACCUUGCGGUCGAUGUCCUCCAGUUCCAUGUUGCUGUACUUCACCUCCCGGUAUCCCCAGUGGGCAUGCAGCAUCCAGAGGACAGCACUGCAGCCAAAACCCAAAAUCAACCCUGGAUUGUCCUGCAGAUGGUGGAUAUGGGCCAGGAGGAUCCUGCACCAAGGCAGGGGCUGCUCAGGGCUGGGCUCCAUUCCCCCAAGCGCAGAAGCACUUUGGGGUGAAUCCGUGCCCCCUAUACUUAGGGGUACUCCUUGGGAUUUGGGAGCAGCACCACCCCGCCGUUCUGGCACAGUGCAUGGGGCAGGGCUGCUGCCUUCCUGUUUACAAAGCAGCGUCAUUAAUUAGGGUGUGUGGGGAGCUAGAGUGAGUGGAGGGGAGGUGGGUGUGGGGUGAGCUUGGGGCUUGUUCCAGUAAUGAUGGGGUGGAAGCGGGCAUAGGGAUGGCAUUGUGUCCCCAUGGGGUCUGCUGAGUCCCCUGGAUUAGAGGUGGCUCUGGGAAGCAGAGUGAGUGGUUUCUGUGGGGUAUCUGUGGGUCAGGGCUCACAGUGAUGGCUUGGUUGUUCCCCAGCCCCACUAUCCCACUGGGAGGUCCUGCUCCCAUCCCAACAUCAGACACAUGGAGGCGGGGUGCUCUCUCCCUACUGCCAACCCCAUGGAGGCGGGGCAUCAUCCUGCCCACCCCUGGACAUGUGGCCAGGCCACCUGCCCCACAGCAUUUAUGAGGGCCACCCUGAGCUUCGGCAGUGCCAACCCAGCUUCGUGCUCUUCCAGCCACCGCUCAGCCCCACAGGGCCCGUGUAAACCAUGCAUCAGCCCCUCCAGCUUCCUGUGCAGCAGCCCCCAGGCUAUGGUAAGAGCAGCCUACUGAGCAACAGUGCCAGUGCAGCUGGUGCCAUCCCGAAAGGGUCAGCGGUCUGCAGCACUGUGAGCGGGAACCCCUAUGCGGGGCUGGUGAGCCACCUGCGGGCAGCCUGGCUCUCGGGGAAGACACGGCCCUUGGAGUACCGUGUGGCACAGCUGGAGGCCCUGGGCCGCUUCCUGGAGGAGAAGAAGCAGGACAUCCUGGAGGCCACCGCCUUGGACAUGGGCAAGCCAUCCUUUGAGGCCUAUUUCACUGAGAUUCUCCUCUGCAAGAAUGAGCUCAAUGACACCCUCAACAAUUUGUCUCACUGGAUGAAGGACGAGCACGUGGACAAGAACCUGGUAACACAGCUGGACUCAGCUUUCAUCCGCAAGGACCCCUAUGGGGUGGUGCUCAUCAUCGCACCCUGGAACUACCCCAUCCACCUCUUCCUUGUACCUCUCAUCGGUGCUAUUGCUGCUGGUAACUGUGUGGUCAUCAAACCCUCAGAAAUAUCCAAGAACACUGAGAAGCUUGUGGCUGAAAUGCUGACCUGCUACCUGGACAGCGACUGCUUUGCCGUGGUGACUGCUGGUGUGGAGGAGACCACCAGGCUGCUGGAGAACAAGUUUGACUACAUCUUCUUCACCGGCAGCCCCUCAGUGGGCAGGAUCAUAAUGACAGCUGCCGCCAAGCACCUGACACCGGUGACGCUGGAGCUGGGGGGCAAGAACCCCUGCUACGUGUCCGACACCUGCGAUGUGCAGAACGUGGCCCGGCGGGUGGUCUGGGGACGCUUCUUCAAUGCGGGGCAGACCUGCAUUGCACCCGACUAUGUCCUGUGCAGCGUGGAGAUGCAGGAGAAGCUGAUGCCUGCUCUGCGUGAGGCCAUCACCGAAUAUUUUGGUUCCAACCCACGGGAGUCCCCUGACUUUGCCCGCAUUGUGGGGGAUAAACAGUUCAAGCGCGUGCGGGCGCUGCUGAGCAGCGGUCGUGUGGCCAUCGGGGGACAGACGGACGAGAAGGAGCGCUACAUCGCCCCUACAGUACUGGCAGAUGUGCAGCCCUCUGACCCUGCCAUGCAGGAGGAGAUCUUCGGGCCCAUCCUGCCCAUUGUCGUUGUGGCCAACAUGGAUGAAGCCAUUGACUUCAUCAAUGCACGGCCCCGGCCAUUGGCCAUCUACGCCUUCUCCUGUGACAGCAAGGUGGUGAACCAAGUGCUGGAGAGGACGAGCAGUGGGGGCUUCUGUGGCAAUGACACCCUGAUGCACGUGACGCUGACCUCGCUGCCCUUCGGUGGUAUUGGAAACAGUGGUCUGGGGAAAUACCAUGGCAAGUUCACCUUUGACACCUUCAGUCAUCACCGUGGCUGCCUGCACCGCAACAUGGGCCUGGAGGCUAUCAACUCCCCGCGCUACCCACCCUACACCCAGCAGAAGCUGGGGCUGAUGACUGCUGCCUUUGAGAUCAAGCGCAAGGGCAUGUGCACCCUGCUCUGAGCAAGGCCCCGUGCCACAUAUGGACUGACCAGGACCCAACCCAUGCUACAUCUUGUGUUGCACUACCAUCCUGAUGAAUGCUGGACAGUGGGGACUGACCCCUCCUGUGUGCCUGCUUCUCUCCAGCUUCCUGUGCACAGGGCUGUGUGCUGUGACACAUCUAAAAUAAUCUUGUUCUCACCCCACACUUCUCCUGGUAGAGCAAUAGUGCUUUGGUUACUCAGGACCAGCAAUUAGCCCUAUCUCAUCUCUGAUUAGCUGACCUUUCCUUCCAAUACUCUCCUGCUAGCUGUUGCUUUUUUCUGUGUGUAACUCUGUCCUCAGUAAAGACUUUGCACUGAGCUCUG